UGGCCAGAGACGUCAAUGUUUUGGGUUGUAACGUUGAACUGCUAGCUAGAUAGAAGCUAACCUACAUUAAAGCCUGCAUUUUAAAACGUCGCAGGUUAUCUUUAUAUCUCUCUAUGUCAGUAAUUAUUUAACAAAUGUUUUUCAUCGUUUAAGGAGGGGAGGAUUGUGGAAUACGGUGAACGCUAGCUAACGACAAGUUCUGACGUUGAUGAUAGAAAACAAGGCUUCGAUGGGAGUCGACCAGACGGAGCCGGAGGACUUGGUGAGCAGGCGGGUGUCCUGCGACGGGGAGCGGGCCACGGUGCGAUAUGUGGGCCCGGUGCCACCGACAGAAGGGCUGUGGCUCGGCGUUGAGUGGGAUAACCCAGAGAGAGGCAAACACGACGGCAGCCACGAGGGAGUCCAGUACUUCACCUGCAGACACCCUAAAGGAGGCUCCUUUGUCCGUCCAGCGAAGGUGCGCUUAGGCGUGGACUACCUGACCGCUGUGCGACAGACGUAUCGGAUCGACACAGAGGAGGUGAUGAUUAAGGAGAUCUCCGUGUUGGGCAAAAUCAAGGACCGCGGUUAUGAGAGUCUUCCAUCAGCGCUGCUCAGCCGCUGUGAAGUGAACGGACCCGGGGCUGACGGAGAAAUCAGGAAAACAACUCCAAACGUGCAGUGGUUGGACAUGAGCAGGUCUCUGCUGUCCUGCUGGGAGGACGUGUCGGCCAUCACUCAGCAGCUGGACGAACUGGAAAGACUACAGCUGAUCAACAAUAGACUGCGUCUGCCCUCUGACGUCUCGGCUCACUGCCAGGCUUUCUGCAGCCUCAGAGUCCUCGUCCUCAACGGCUGUGACCUCACCUGGCCACAGAUCCUGGAGUGCGCCCCCAUGUGGCCACAGCUGGAGGAUCUUUCCGUACAAGAGAACAACGUCACCGAGCUGCAGAGGCCUGAAGGAGUGCUGCGCUCCCUGAAGAGCCUCGAUGUGUCCUAUAAUCAGUUAGUGCAGCACAGCGUGCUCACUUUAGCAGCUCUGCCCAGACUGGAGCAGCUGAACUUGUCCAGGACGGGACUGUCUGACAUUCGAUUUGACGAUGCUGCUCCUGGAUCUCAAACAGCCAUGUUCUCCACGCUGAUGAAGCUCAACCUGGACGGCAACAACAUCUCUGAGUGGUGUGUGGUGGAUGAACUUGGGAAGCUUCCCAGUUUGGCUCACUUUUCGUGUCGUGGUAACCAGCUGGUGAGCAGUGAUGGAAACCCCAAAACAGCUAAUCAGCUGCUCAUCGCCAAACUGGGACAACUGGUCUUCCUCAACAACUGUGAGAUCCUCCGCAAAGAGAGGAGGGGGGCGGAGCUCGACUACAUCAAGAUGUUUGGAGUGGAGUGGCUGAAGGCGGGUGGGAGGAGUCAGCCCAGCGCCCAGUUCAUCAGUCAGCACCCUCGUUACCUGAGCCUCAUCGACAAGUAUGGCGCUCCAGAGGAAGGCGAGCUGAAGAAGCCGAAGCCGUUUGCCCUGAAAAAUCAGCUGUUGAAGAUCACGUUUGUGUUUCCUGAUCAUGCGGACCGGAAGCCGAUUGAGAAGAAAGUUCUAGCCUCCAUGGUUGUUCAGAAGGUGAAGGGACUCCUCUACAGACUUCUGAAGGUUCCUGCAGCAGAUCUGAAGCUCACCUACACCAGCCCCAAGAUGUUGGGGACAGAGUUUGAGAUCGACAGUGACCUGAAGACUCUACAGUUCUACUCCAUAGAGGACGGAGACCAGGUGUUGGUCCGCUGGUCCUGACCCUGCAGAGGUGAGGAAGCGACCCCGUUCUCACGGAACAGACACUUUGAGGACGGAACUGAACUGCACUUGCUUCUAUGCGAGACUGAGAUCCAGAGACGACACACUGAGAGACGGAUUAACGUCCCAAUGACGCUCAUUCUGGAUCCGUUUCCAAAAUGUAACCGCACCUGAAACAACUCCCCUCUCAGGUUCAUGCAUGGCAACCUUUCUCCUUGUUCUUCCUGCAGGACUUCAUUCAGAAUCACCAUAUCAUCUAAAGUGAAAUGUACACGCGCACUAACAAAUUCAAGGAUGUAAUAAAUAAACACUUUAUUUGCAAAUG
Anarrhichthys ocellatus (wolf-eel) is the source of this 2090-nucleotide messenger RNA. It is a transcript of the gene tbce, whose product is annotated as tubulin folding cofactor E. The transcript has 16 exons. Lineage: Eukaryota; Metazoa; Chordata; Actinopteri; Perciformes; Anarhichadidae. The record is from RefSeq and is a predicted model, not a curated record. Gene Ontology annotation, molecular function: protein binding. The coding region runs from base 209 to 1765 and encodes 518 amino acids.